Molecule: messenger RNA, 6585 nt
Organism: Parnassius mnemosyne (clouded apollo)
Lineage: Eukaryota; Metazoa; Arthropoda; Insecta; Lepidoptera; Papilionidae
Source: the annotation of a GenBank genome assembly
AUGGAAGAAUUGGAACGAUUAUCCAAGAUGUAUUCAGGGAGAAUUCGUGGGGUUUUCUUUAUAUCAUAUUGCAUUCUCCAGUUAACAACUGCAGCUGAAACUUCAGCUCAAAUGCAGCCCCCGCGUUUCAGUAUGCAACCUUCAUCCUUAAAUAGCAUCGUUCGAGAGGGCACUACGAAAAUUUUACAGUGCUCGGCAGUGGGGAUUCCGCAGCCAAUCUACAGGUGGUUAAAAAAUGGCGUUCCACUGGGUGAAUUUUCGUCAGAAGUCUUCUACAAAAUUCACAAUACACAGCGUCAGGACGCGGGCGCCUACCAAUGCAUAGCAAAAAAUGACGUUGGAGCUAUUUUCAGUGAAAAGAACAACAUUGUCGUGGCGUAUAUGGGGGUGUUCGAAAACAACAUUGAACAAGAAGUUACAGUCGAGUCGGGCAAAGCUGCAAUUUUGAAUUUUCCGCACAUAGAGUCAGAACCACCUCCUUCAGUCAUAUGGCAGGACGAAAACGGCGAAAAUGGUGUAUUAAGAUAUGAUCAAAAAUAUGCCAUCACUGAUAAACAUGAACUGGUGAUUUUAUGUGCUUCUAAGGAUGAUGUAAGGUCUUACAGAGCUCGUGCCAUAAACACUCAAUUAGGAAAAGUAGAAAAUAGCCCAUAUAUAAAACUGAAUGUUUAUGGAGACGAUAAUAAAGAAAUAGCACCAGAAAUAAUUAUAAAACCGCAAGAUACAAAGAUUAUUAAAGGUCAGGAGUAUAGAAAUAUUUUUUGCAUAGCUAACGCGAGGCCACUGCAUGAAUUAGAGACAUUAUGGUUUAAAGACGGUGUACUUAUUGAUUUAGCUGGAAUCACGUACGAUUUGAACGACCAAUGGAAUAGAACACUUAGUCUUAUAUCUGCCAACUUGACGCAUACGGGGCAGUAUACUUGUCAAGCUAGAUUAAAAACUGGAGGGUUCGCGACUGUAACGGCUUCAGCUACAGUUACUGUAUACGAAAAACCAACUAUGUUAUCUAAUCUUAAGUCUGAAACCUAUGGUGAAUUUGGAAGCACUAUAGUAUUGGAAUGCAACGUGGAAGGUAUACCAUUACCUAGUAUCACAUGGUAUAAGGACGCCAAGAAGAUUGCGAGCGUCGGUGCUGAGGCAGGAGAGGCUGACAAUAGCGAUGUGGAUGACGGAGCAGGCAGGUAUAGAGUGGAAGUCGACCGGUCGCUUAUCAUUAGCAAUUUGAAAAUGGAAGAUAUGGGAAUAUAUCAAUGCAUCGCAAGUAACGAAGCUGGCGAGUCAUCUAUAUACACUUGGUUGAAAAUUAAAACGUCCCCGCCAGUAAUGCAGAGCGCCCCAUCGAACCUCACUGUGCUGGACGGAAAAGACGCCACCAUCACCUGCCGAGCUAUCGGCGCGCCCACUCCAAACGUCACCUGGUACUUCAACGAUUCACUAAUAAUAAAGCUGUCUGGCAGGCUGCAAGCCUUGGAUGAAGGAGAUCUGCUAAUUACUAGUACGACUACUGCCGAUAGCGGGAAGUACACCUGCAUCCGCGCGAAUGAUGCAGGAAAUGUUUCUGGAGAAGCUUACCUUACUGUACUCGUGAGGACUCAGAUAAUUGCACCGCCAGUUGACACCCGUGUGCUGUUGGGUCACACGGCGACUUUACAAUGCAAAGUAUCCAACGACCCUAACGUGAAAUACAAUAUCGACUGGUUCCAUAACAAACAGCCGAUGACGGCGGGCUCGCGCGUGUGGAUAACGGGCGAGGGCGCGCUGCAAGUGCAGGCGGUGCGCGCCAGCGACGCGGGCGAGUACACGUGCGUGGUGACGUCGGCCGGCGGCAACCACACGCGGCGCGCGCUGCUGUCCGUCAUCGAGCUGCCGUUCGCGCCCACCAACGUGCGCGCCGCGCGCCUGCACGCCACGCAGCGCGCCGUCAACGUGUCCUGGACGCCCGGCUUCGACGGCAACUCGCCCGUGCACAAGUUCAUCGUGCAGCGCCGCGUAGUGCCCGAGUUCGGUCCCACACCAGACCCAUUGCUUAACUGGGUGACGGAGCCGUUGAAUGUGUCGGCAAAUCAACGUUGGGUUCUACUGACGAGUUUAAAAGCGGCCACCUCUUAUCAAUUUCGUGUGUCUGCGGUAAACUCUGUUGGUGAGGGCACACCUUCGGAUCCUACGGACGUGUUGACUUUGCCACAAGAAGCUCCUUCCGGCCCACCUCUGGGUUUUAUGGGAUCAGCGCGAUCUUCUUCAGAAAUCAUAACGCAAUGGCAACCACCGCUUGAAGAACAUAGGAACGGUCAUAUUUUGGGAUAUGUGAUAAGAUAUAGAUUGCGAGGGUACGACAACAGCCCAUGGACGUAUCAAAAUAUCACCAACGAAGCACAAAGAAACUAUCUCAUACAGGACUUGAUCACCUGGAAAGAUUACAACGUACAAAUCGCGGCCUAUAACGAUAAAGGAGUGGGUGUGUUCUCAGACAGUUACACGAUAAAAACUAAAGAGGGCGUGCCGGAAGCUGCACCCGACAGUGUUCGAUGUGAAGCUUAUAAUUCCACUGCUAUAUCGGUGUGGUGGACACCGCCUAAUCCGCAGAAAAUCAACGGCAUUAAUCAAGGUUACAAAAUCCAAGCAUGGCGCUGGGAAGAAAACGAGGGUGCUAAUGUAGAACAGAAAAUAGUCAGCAUCCCACCUAACCUGUUGGACCCUUUGACUGAGCAGUCGGCCAUCAUUGGUGGUCUUGAGAAAUUCACAGAGUACAACAUAUCAGUGCUUUGCUUUACUGAACCUGGUGAUGGACCAAGAAGCGAUUAUGUUUUAGUCAGAACUAAGGAAGAUAUCCCGGACGAAGUGGGAAGUCUACAAUUCGACGACAUAUCAGACCGUGCCGUUCGUGUAUCUUGGACUCCUCCAAAGAAGUCUAACGGGAUACUUAUUGGCUACAAGCUCUCGUAUCAAGUCAAAGACAAUAACGAAACCUACAAAGAAGAAAUCCUGCCUCCGAACAUUACUAGUAUUAGAGUGGAACAUUUACAGGCGAGCACGACGUACGCGCUGUGGCUGAGCGCGCUGACGGGCGUGGGCGCGGGCGCGGCGCGCGGCGCCAGCAUGCAGUCGGGCGUGGAGCCCGUGCUGCCCGCCGCGCCGCGCAACCUCGCGCUCUCCAACAUCGCCGCCGCCUCCGUGCUGCUGCAGUUCACGCCCGGCUUCGACGGCAACUCCUCCAUAUCGCUCUGGACCGUACAGGCACAAACCGCUCGCAACUCUUCUUGGGUAACAAUCUACGAAGUGAAUGAUCCGGACGCCGAGUCUAUACUUGUCACAGGCUUAGUUCCUUUCACAACUUAUCGACUGAGACUAAUCGCUACUAACGUAGUUGGAUCUUCACCACCUUCGGAGCCGUGCAAAGAGUUUCAAACAAUACAGGCACCGCCGCAACACCCGCCACGGAACGUGACCGUCCGUGCCGUCAGCGCUAAUAACUUACGAGUUAGAUGGAUUCCCUUACAACAAAGUGAGUGGUAUGGUAACCCCAAAGGUUAUAAUAUUACUUACAAACGAAGCGGCAGCAACGAUACUCUCUUUAGUAUAAUUGAAGACCACACGGCAAACUCGCACGUAUUGUCCAACCUUGAGGAAUGGUCUGUGUAUGAAAUUCGCAUGACGGCAAUUAACGAAGUUGGAGUGUCAGCGGAAAGUCCCACAGCGGUGGAAAGAACAAGAGAAGCUGUGCCUUCCUGCGGUCCGAGCAAUGUUUCUGCGAACGCGACCUCAUCAACAACAGUCGUCGUCCUUUGGGGAGACAUUCCGGUCCAAGAUCAAAACGGUUUAAUUGAAGGAUAUAAAGUAUGUUAUGCUGCAAUUGUUCCACCACCUAGACCAGAACAUCAGAAAGUGGAGUGCCAAUCAAUUCCUUCAAAUCAGACCCACACUGUGACGUUAACGGAACUAAGGAAAUAUGUUGUGUAUCAGAUCCAGGUGUUAGGAUAUACAAGGUUGGGGGAUGGAGCUUUAAGUGACCCACCCGUGACUGUCAGAACUUUUGAAGAUACACCGGGUCCGCCGUCUAACGUGUCAUUCCCCGAUGUGACAUUUACGACAGCACGCAUAAUUUGGGACGUCCCAGAGGACCCUAACGGAGAAAUAUUAGCUUACAAAGUCACCUAUCAUCUCAACAGCUCCACGCAGCACAUGUUCUCUAGAGAAUUUCUUCCUUCUGACAGGACUUUCAGGGCGACGGAGCUGAUGCAGGAGCGGUACUACGUGUUCUGGGUGGCGGCGCAGACGCGGCUGGGCUGGGGCGGCGUGGCGCGCGCGCUGGUGCUGACGACGCAGAACCGCGCCGCGCCCGCGCCGCCCGCGCGCCCCAACGUGGCGCGCUCGCUGCUGCAGCCGCACCACAUCACCUUCUCCUGGACGCCCGGCGACGACGGCUACGCGCCGCUCAGAUACUACACAGUGCAACAAAAGGAAGAAGGUGGAACUUGGCAAACACUUCCCGAACGCGUGGAUCCAUUUGCCACAUCAUACACAGUGGAGGGAUUGAAGCCAUAUACCGGCUACCAAUUCAGGAUACGGGCCACUAAUGAUAUUGGACCAAGCCGCUACAGCAACGCCACCGAAAUAGUCCGCACUUUACUUGCUGCCCCAAGCAAAGCUGUGGAAAAUCUGCGAGUAGUGCCAAUCACACCAAGCAGCGUACGUGUACAGUGGUCACCAUUAGGAGAGCAGCACUGGAGCGGCGACACACGGACGGGUGGUUAUCGAGUCUUCUACCAGCCUCUCACCGACUUUCCCACUUCUCUGCAGCACACUAUGAAGCAAGAGGUGCCUGGCAUAAAGAGCGAGGAAGUGGUGCUGACGGACUUGGCGUUGGACCGUAACUACGAGAUCAGCGUAUGCGCGGUGAAUUCACAAGGUGCGGGGCCGGGCGGAACUCCAGCCGUGGUGUGGGUGGGCGAGGCUGUGCCAACGGCGCCGCCGCGUGACGUCACCGCCGACGCGCUCUCGCCCACCGAGGUGGCGCUCACCUGGAAGCCGCCCGCGCUCGCGCAGCAGAACGGGGACCUGCUCGGAUACAAGAUAUUUUAUUUAAUGACUGACUCCCCGGAGGAACCCGAGCCGGGACGGCGAGUGGAGGAAGAAAUCGAAGUAGUCCCGGCCACUGCAACAUCACACUCAUUAGUUUUUCUUGACAAAUAUACGCAAUAUCGUAUACAGGUUCUAGCGUUCAACCCGGCGGGCGACGGGCCCCGAUCCAGUGCGCUCCAGGUGCGGACCCACCAGGGCCUGCCGUCAGCGCCGCGCAACAUCACAUUCUCCGACAUCACUAUGAACAGCCUUGUGGUGGCCUGGCUACCGCCGCACAGGCGCAACGGACUCAUAACUUCUUAUCUCGUCACCUACGAAACUAUCGAGCAGGACGAGCGAUACAGCAAGCAAGUGAAGCAGAAGGUGACGGAGGAGCGGCUGGCGGUGGGCGGGCUGGAGGAGGAGGUGGAGUACCGGUUCUGGGUGCGCGCGGUGACGCUGGGCGCGGGCGCGGCGGCGGCGGCGCGCGCGCGCACGGGCCCGCAGGCCGGCUCGCCCGCGCCGCCGCGCGCGCUGCGCCUGCGCAGCGACCCCGCCGCGCUGCACCUGCGCUGGGACAACGCCGCCUCCGGCCGCGGCCCGCUGCUCGGAUACUACAUCGAGGCCAGGAAGAAAGAUGACACAAGAUGGGAGACGAUAACAAGGACAAGCAAUGGAAUGUUAGAAGAAUUCACAAUAUCAUACCAAAGCCUCCUGCCCUCGACCGCCUACUCCUUUAGAGUUAUCGCAUACAAUAUGUACGGCAUAAGCAACCCAACGUACAGCGACAAAGUGAUCGUGACUCCUUCGAAGUUAUACCUGGAGUACGGCUACCUGCAGUACCGACCGUUCUACAGAAGAACUUGGUUCAUGGUGGCGCUGGCGGCGGCCUCCAUCAUCAUAAUCAUAAUGGUUAUCGCCAUACUUUGCGUGAAGAGCAAGAGCUACAAAUAUAAAAAAGAAGCGCAAAAGACGCUGGAGGAGUCGCUGGCGGGCGAAACGGACGAGCGCGGGUCGCUGGCGAUGGAGCUGUACCGGUCGCGGCAGAACUCGGCCGGCAGCGCGGGCGCGGGCGCGCUGGCGGGCGGCGGCGGGGGCGGGGGCGCGGGCACGCUGCGGCGCGGGCGCGCGGCCGCGGGCGCGCUGGGCAAGGCGCCGCCGCGCCCCUCGCCCGCCUCCGUCGCCUACCACAGCGACGAGGAAAGCCUGCGCGCCUACGACGAGAACCCCGACGACUCCUCUCUCACCGAGAAGCCCUCCGAGAUCAGCUCCUCCGACUCGCAGAAUUCAGAGAGCGAGAACGAGAGCGUGCGUUCGGAGCCGCACUCGUUCGUGAACCACUACGCGAACGUGAACGACACGCUGCGGCAGUCGUGGAAGCGGCAGCGGCCCGUGCGCAACUACUCCAGCUACACGGACUCGGAGCCCGAGGGCAGCGGCGUGGUCAGCCUCAACGGCGGCCACAUCGUCAUGAACAACAUGGCGCGCUCGCGGGCGCCGCUGCCCGGCUUCUCCUCCUUCGUGUGA